This is a messenger RNA of Fraxinus pennsylvanica, 1008 nucleotides long. The record is from the annotation of a GenBank genome assembly. Lineage: Eukaryota; Viridiplantae; Streptophyta; Magnoliopsida; Lamiales; Oleaceae.
AUGGUGAAGGAAAAUAUCUGGCGGCUUUACCGCAUGGGCCAGAAAUGGCUUUCCAAGUCACAAACCGUUGAGCCCAUUUCAGGAAAAAAUCAAGAAGUGGGGCCCAGUGAGCCAGAUACUGAAGAUGAAAAGUAUAUUUCUUGGCGGGAGGAACACCCUUGUGCGCUAGCUUCAUUUCAUCAGAUGAUGAACUCUGCUAAAGGGAAGCAAAUUGUCGUGUUUUUAGAUUAUGAUGGGACUCUUUCACCAAUUGUGAACGAUCCAAACCACGCCUUCAUGACUGAUCGCAUGCGCUCGGCUGUGAAUGAUGUAGCAAGGCGUUUUCCAACAGCUAUUAUAAGUGGUAGAAGUCGAGACAAGGUGUAUGGAUUUGUGAAGUUAGAUGAUGUUUAUUAUGCUGGGAGCCACGGGAUGGACAUAAUGGGGCCUCCGUUGCAAGUUAACUAUCACCGCGACAAGUAUCAGAUUAACGCUCAAGAUGAAAAGGGUAAAGAAUUCACUAUCUUCCAACCUGCUCAGGAGUAUUUGCCCUCAAUUGAAAAGAUGUUAACUGAAUUGAAAACCCGAACCUGCAAUAUACCAGGCGCUUUCGUAGAGGACAAUAGGUUCUGUAUUUCUGUGCAUUACCGACAUGUCUUGGCAGAGGAUUACGAAGCCCUGGAACAGAUAGUUUGGUCAGUACUUUCAGACUAUCCUUGCUUCCAUAUGACUCGGGGCAAGAAGGUUAUGGAGAUUAGGCCAUCAAUCAAAUGGAACAAGGGGGAAGCUCUCGAGUACUUGCUUGACACUCUGGGAUUUUCCGACUACAGUAACGUUCUCCCAUUUUACCUCGGUGACGACAAAACUGAUGAAGACGCUUUCAAGGUACUCAAGAGAAGAGGACUAGGUUAUCCCGUAGUUGUAUCUUCCGUCCCAAGGGAAACCUGGGCUUCAUAUUCUCUACGCGAUUCAUCGGAAGUCUUGUCUUUUUUGAUACGUUUGGCAAGAUGGGGAGAGACAUCGGCCUAA